AUGGCUCGCUCACCAUCACCAGUCUGUUUCUCCUACAGGUUUCUGGUUUUCUGGUUACUAAUAACUGUGGCAGAAGGUCAAAGAAACACAUAUAACCCUUUGGGAGUGUCAGAGCCUAGUGUUAAUCCUACAGACUGCCAAAUCUUUACGCUUACUCCUCCCCCUGCUACGAGGCCUCCAGUAACAACCUCCAGACCUGUCACUUUAGCAACCAGAUGGUGCCAUUUUCCUCCUCUCAGAAAACCCGGAAUCCCCUUUGGGUUCCCCAACCCUCCUUUCAGACAUCCAAACUGCGGUCGCCAACCUCACUUACCACCUCACAUCCAUUGUCGUCAUCCAUUCUUACUGCCUCGGAGAGGUUUCUACCCUCACAAGUACUUCCCCAGAAGAAAGUCCUCAAGCUCAUCAGAGGAAUACUGAAGUAAAAGAGAAAUCCCUCCCCUUCUGAAGCAGAUAUGAAAGGAGCCCGAUCUCCAGUGGAGGAAGAAAGCCUGUUUUUCUCUUUAAAAGAUAUAGCUUGGAUUCUGACAAACAACCGGGAAACCAAAGGGGAAACCUGGCCUUGGUGCUUUUAGUCAGCAGUGAAGGAACAGCGAUACAGACUACGUUUGACUUGUCAUAUGUCUCUCAGGGCAUUUAUCUCCCAUAGGAUGAAAACCUCAAAAUUGAUGGCGCCCACGUCAGUGAAUGGAAGGAUAUUAAAUAUUGGGAGGAUUUUUCACCUCUUCUAAACUACUGCUCCCUUGACUUUCCCCCAGCAAUAUCCAAUGAGUAAUCAACCAAUGGGAGGGUGGGAAGAAAUCCAGCCCCUCCCCCCUCCAAUCUCGGGAUUUGUCUCCAACACAAGCAUACCACUCUCUUCACUUUUUAUCUCCUAACGUUCUCUGUCCCUCACCCUCUUCUGUCUCCUGGCUACGCAAUCUCCUCCUAUACUUUCCCCUUCUGUCUGGUGUAGGCUGCAGCACCACCUGUUC
Molecule: messenger RNA, 974 nt
Organism: Phascolarctos cinereus (koala)
Lineage: Eukaryota; Metazoa; Chordata; Mammalia; Diprotodontia; Phascolarctidae
Gene: ODAPH
Product: odontogenesis associated phosphoprotein
Biological process (GO): positive regulation of enamel mineralization
Source: RefSeq, a predicted model, not a curated record